Molecule: messenger RNA, 1326 nt
Organism: Diabrotica balteata
Lineage: Eukaryota; Metazoa; Arthropoda; Insecta; Coleoptera; Chrysomelidae
Source: the annotation of a GenBank genome assembly
GAAUAAACAGUUUUUAAAUACAUCCCUUUUAAUUUUUUUUAUAAUGUCUGUUGAAUACAAUCCAGACACUUUAGGUGACCUUCUGCCUUUAUAUUAUAGAAGACUGUUCCCUCAUUCACAGUUUUAUCGAUGGUUAAGUUAUGGACAUACAUUAACAUUUGCCAAGAGAGAAAUUUCGUUUACUCUACUCGGAGAUAUUUACAUUCGAUAUCAAUCAUUUGACACUCAAGAAGAUUUUUCAAAUGAACUACAAAAGAAAUUCCCUAUGAAGAUCGAUUUAGGGGCUAUAUAUCAAACCAAACCGAGAGACAAAGGUCCUGUGUCGCAGAUUGUACCUGUAGAAAAGGAAAUAGUGUUUGACAUCGAUAUGACUGACUAUGAUGAUAUCAGGACUUGUUGUUCAGGUGCAGAUGUGUGCACAAAAUGUUGGAAGUUUAUGGUGAUAGCUUGUAAAAUAUUAGAUGCAGCGCUUUAUAGAGAUUUUGGCUUUAAUCACAGGCUCUGGGUGUUUUCUGGUAGGAGAGGUAUCCAUUGCUGGGUAUGUGACCCUCAUGCAAGGGUAAUGGAUGAAUCUAUUAGAUCUUGUAUAGGAGAUUACCUUCAGAUUGUUAGAGGAGGUGCUAAUGUGUAUAAAAUGGUACAGUUGCCUGGAGAAAAGAUACAUGCAUCUUUAGAAAGGGCCUUGGGCAUUAUAAAUACCUAUUUUACCACUAUUGUGGAAGAACAAGACAUUUUAGGUACAGAUGAAAGACUGGCUAAUUUUCUACAGAUUAUAGACCAAGAUCUGAGGCCGUCCUUUAAAGGUCCAAUGAAACGAGCAGAAACUUCUCUGGAAAGAUGGAAAGUUUUUGUUGAUACAUUUGAUGAUAUGCUGAGAAGUAACCAAAUUCCCAAAUUUCUUAGGAACCUCAAAGAAGAAAUAAUACUACAGUAUUCCUACUCCUAGGCUUGAUAUUAAUGUUACUAAGGGCUUCAAUCACUUGUUGAAGUCUCCAUUUUGUGUCCACCCAAAGACAGGGAAGAUCUCAGUUCCUUUCAAUCCAAAAGGAAUUGAUAAUUUUGAUCCAGGAAAUGUUUCCAACAUUGCAUGGCCUAAUUGAUGAGAAUCAAUGCCUAUGAUAAAAAGACAGUAGAACAAGAGCAAAAUCUGAUGGAAGUAGAUGGUGGUAAGACUCCAUCGAAAUCGAAGAUCAAAGACUAUAAAAAAACCAGUUUGCUGCAUUCAGUUACCAUUUUUGAAGAGUUUCUUAGGCUAUUGGAGAGGGCAAGAAGAGGAAAAGAAAUUCCUGUUGAGUUUUAACACUGCAUUGCCGAAUUCGCACAGAU